Messenger RNA from Notodromas monacha, 747 nucleotides. The record is from the annotation of a GenBank genome assembly. Lineage: Eukaryota; Metazoa; Arthropoda; Ostracoda; Podocopida; Cyprididae.
AUGAGAAGAGGAGUGUUGCUUCAAAACCAAGGCAGAAAUGAGGAAGCGAUGCGUUGCUACAAAACAGCGAUCAGGUGCAGACCGAAACUCGCUUCGGCAUACUUGAACCUGGGUCAAUUGUACGCCAAUUCCGGCGACGCCGAUUCGGCGGCCGACGUUUGGAAAAAGUGCGCCGAAUUGGACAGCAACGGGCUGCGGGAUCCGAAGGCCCACGAAGUCGCCGCCACGGCCGCCGUUUUUCAUCUGGGGCGCCUCUACGCGGACACUGGACGCUACUUCGAGGCUAUCGAAAGCUACCAAAAUGCCAUUCGUCGGCGGCCUGUCAAUUAUCAACCUCAGGGGAUUUACAAUAUGCUGGGAGAGGCACACGCAAAAUUAGGCCAUUACGAAGAAGCCGAACGCUGGUACAAAGCAGCUCUGGAAGCAAAACCCGAUCACGUCCCGGCACAUUUGAAAUACGGCCGAAUGUUGGCUAAAAACCGAUCCCGACUAAUGGAAGCCGAGCUCCAGUUUCUGAAAGCGAAAGAACUCGCCCCAGAGGACACUUCCGUUUAUUUCCAUUUCGGGCAUGUGGGAAAAGAAUAUUUUCCUGCAAUGGGCUUAUUGCUUGCCAGAUGUUCCAGGGACCAUGAAUGGCCCCACCCGGCAGCAGCCGGUCGUCAAGGCCUUUCAUUGAAACCCCCCGAACAUUUCCAUUUCUGGGGAUAUGGGUUUCCCUUGUUAGCUGGACGAAGUUUGCUCAUGUGA